Hyphopichia burtonii NRRL Y-1933 is the source of this 672-nucleotide messenger RNA. RefSeq lists its product as uncharacterized. NCBI's taxonomy places the organism in Eukaryota, Fungi, Ascomycota, Pichiomycetes, Serinales, Debaryomycetaceae. The transcript has a single exon. The record is from RefSeq and is a predicted model, not a curated record. Bases 1 to 672 code for a protein of 223 amino acids.
AUGUUGGAUACUAUAAUAACUUGGGUGAAAAAAUAUGAUGAAACUAUUGUUACGUGGUUAUCAGCGCAUCAUUUUACUUCGAACCUUGUAACAACAAGAAUUAGUGUUAUUAUAUCGGAAAUUUUGUUUGCUUCAUUCGUAUUAUUACUUAGUUAUGAAACUGUAUACUGGUCUGGAAUAUAUCUAGGGCUUUGGGAAUAUCACGCCAAAGACAUUUUCACUGAAGUUCCAGUUCAUUGUGCCCAUGUUUAUGUGAGAUUGAAUCUUAUUGACUCAAAGGAUAAUGAGUUUUUGCAACAAUACUAUACUUUAAGGCAAUCUUCACCAUUUAAUGUAUUGAAUUGGACAAAAACAAAUCAAUUGGCCGCUAAUUUAUUCAAAUUACCAAGAUUUAUAAAAUAUCAUUUUGAAAUGAGUCCAGAAGAUUUCGAAAAUAACCCAGAACCAGAAUUUGGCUCCACUAUAGAACAUUUGAGAGGUAAAAUCUUGCAUCUUUUCAAUACCUCUGAUUUUUACCGUGACUUUAGAAAAAAUUCUCAAAGUUUAUCUAAACAUGACGUUAGAAUCUAUAAUAAUAAGAAUAUAGAGGUUAAAGAGGAUCAAGACUUGCAAUAUUUAAGUAAAGUUCACAUUGAAACUGGUAAUGUCAUCGACUCAGUGAUUUGUCUUUGA